This is a messenger RNA of Rhea pennata, 1401 nucleotides long. RefSeq names its product inner mitochondrial membrane peptidase subunit 1 (gene IMMP1L). The coding region runs from base 709 to 1254 and encodes 181 amino acids. Gene Ontology annotation, molecular function: serine-type endopeptidase activity. The transcript has 9 exons. Gene Ontology annotation, cellular component: mitochondrial inner membrane peptidase complex; membrane. NCBI's taxonomy places the organism in Eukaryota, Metazoa, Chordata, Aves, Rheiformes, Rheidae. The record is from RefSeq and is a predicted model, not a curated record.
GCAGCGUCCUGGCCGGGCCGGGCCGACUACAGCAGAGCAGAGCUGGGGAAAAGGACGGCUGAGGGGCGGUCGCGGCGCGGAAGGCAGCGGCGCGGCCGGCCUCGCCCCGGCGGCCGGUGAAGGAGAAGCGCCGCUUGCCCCUCUCGGCGGUGUCUCGGUGCUCGAGGUGUCCGUGAGGCGCGAAGCGUUGCGAGCCGUGGAGGAGCGGCCCGGGGCAGUCUCUGUGCCCUUGAGUUGCCCGAGCAGGCUGGGUACCGUCCCGCCUGCGUCACUCUUAAAAAAAAAUAGUUUGUUCUUGUGUGCAAAGCUGCAGCUGAGUAGGAAGAAGAGUUCUCGUGAAGCGUGCUUUUUAAUAACAGGAGUGUCCGAGUAUGGGCGGAGUUCCUCUCUUGUUCGUAAAUAACGGAGAAUCCUUAAUAAAGGAAUAAUAACCAGCCUUUUCACUCUCCUUGAUUUAUACCAAAAGUUUGCCUGCGUUCACAUAUCCACUUUCCAAAAGAUGAAUAUCCAGCAAUUCUAAGAGAUCCCAUUAGGGGCUGUCUGAGAGAUCUAAAAGCAAGACUGCAGAAAUUAUUCUAAGAUGGAUUAAGAGGAUUUGGGAUGAGAAUUCCUUAAGGAAAAAAUAGAGGGAAUACAAUGGAUGAGUGAAAGAACAAUCAAAACAUUUGGUAAAAGAGUAGAACCAGCUGAAGGACGUUACACCGUACCAUGUUUCGCAAUGUUCUAGGAAAAACCUUUCGAUUUCUUGGGUAUACUGUGCAAUAUGGCUGCAUAGCACAUUGUGCCUUUGAGUACCUUGGAGGAAUUGUUGUGUGUUCUGGACCAUCAAUGGAGCCAACAAUUCAGAAUUCUGAUAUUGUCUUUUCAGAGAAUCUUAGCCGCCACUUUUACUGCAUUCGAAAAGGAGAUAUUGUAAUUGUGAAAAGCCCAAAUGACCCCAAAUCAAAUAUCUGUAAAAGAGUAAUUGGCUUAGAAGGGGAUAAAGUCUGCACAAGCAACCCUUCAGAUUUCCUUAAGAGUCACAGCUAUGUGCCUAAAGGACAUGUUUGGUUAGAAGGUGAUAAUCUCAGGAAUUCUACAGAUUCCAGGUGUUAUGGACCUGUUCCGUAUGGACUGAUAAGAGGACGCAUUUGUUUUAAGCAAGGCAUGAUGUAUGUAAAUUGGUUCUUGCCAGCCAGCAUCAAGAUGAGAAUUCCUUCCAAUAUAAAUUAUAUAUUAUCCUCAGUAAAGAAAAUACACAGAUAUGGCCUCUGAAUGACUUUGGAUUUCUGCGUGCAAGCCCUAAUGGCCAUAGAUUUCUUGACGAUUAAAAUAAUUAGUGACUAGUGCCAACUUUCUUACUGCUUUCUACUAAAUCAAUGGAACUAUUUUUUGCUUAGAAUAAAUACAAGUAUUACCUGA